AUGGAGAAAAUGGAGGAAUCCAAUAAUAUAAAAACAUUUUCUAAACAAAAUUAUAUUCCUCGCCAACCUAUUCCAACUCUUCAUGAAACACUAGAUCGUUAUAAAAAAACCUUGAUUCCACUUUUAUCAACCGAAGAAUAUAAUAAUGCAAUAAUUGCAGUUGAUGAAUUUAUGAAAAAUGGUAUUGGAGAAAUUCUUCAAGGACCAUUAUGUAUGAAUCAAUAUAAAAGGCAAUUUGGUGUUAGUCGUAUUCCGGAUUUUCCUGUUGAUAGAAUUAUAACAACUUGGCCUUCAAUUGCUAAACAUAUUAUUGUAAUUUAUAAGGAUCAAAUUUUUAAAGUUCAAGUAUUAGGUGAAAGAGGUGAAAGAGUAUCAAUUGAUAGUAUUAAAAGACAAUUACAUUUGUUAAUUGAACGAGUGAAUAAUUAUAAUAAUAAUUCUGAAUUACAACCACCAAUUGGAUUAUUGACGGGAGAACAUCUCAAUUUAGAAACAAUUGACAAUGCAUUAUUUGUCGUAGCGUUAGAUGAUUAUUCUGUUGAUAAAGAUAUUUCACAUCAUAAUAGUUUUCAUGCAUUUAAUGGACGAAAUCGAUGGUUUGAUAAAUCAAUUCAAAUUAUUUUACAAAAUAAUGGUCAAGCUGGUGUUAACUGUGAGCACACUCCUUCAGAUGCAGUAGCUAGUGGACUCAUAUUUAAUGAUAUUGUGUCAAAGUGUGAUCCUCCAAAUUCUACUUCUACUUCUUUACCGACUCCCCAACAUUUGAAUUGGGUAAUUGACAAUACCAUAAACGAUAUUAUACAUAGUGCACAGAUUAAUAUUCAAAAUGCGAUUGAUAAUGUUGACAUUGUUUUACUAUAUUAUCAUGAAUAUGGAUCUAAUUGGCUCAAGAGUGUUAAAUAUAGUCCUGAUGCGUUUGUUCAAAUGGCAAUACAACUUGCUUAUUAUCGUCAAUAUGGUGAACCAUGUGCUACUUAUGAAUCUGCAUCGACAAGAGGAUUUUUACAUGGUCGUACUGAAACUGUAAGAAGUUGUUCUAUAGAUAGUUUGGCAUUUACUAAAGAUUUUGAUGAUAAAGAUAUUAAGAAAGAAAAAAAAAUUGAAUUAUUUACAACUGCUAUUAAAUCUCAUAUUGAAUAUAUGAUCGCCGCUGUAAAUGGUGUAGACCGUCAUUUAUUGGGUCUUCGUACUCAAUUGCAAUCUGAUAAAGAAAAAGAAAAUGCAUCAUUAUUCAAUGAUCUUUCAUAUCAAAAAUCAUCAUAUUAUAAAUUAUCUACAUCAAAUAUGAGUCUUGGAGUAAAAUUUAUUUGUGGAUUUGGUGCAGUGGUACCAGAUGGUUAUGGAGUUUGUUACAUGAUUAAUUCUGAUAAAUUAAGAUUUUCUAUUAGUAGUUAUAAAAAAUGUAAAGAAACUGAUAGUGUGAUAUUUAGGAAAACUUUGAUAAAAACUUUAGAUGAUUUAAGAGAAAUUUUGUCUUAA
Molecule: messenger RNA, 1479 nt
Organism: Diversispora eburnea
Lineage: Eukaryota; Fungi; Glomeromycota; Glomeromycetes; Diversisporales; Diversisporaceae
Source: the annotation of a GenBank genome assembly